GUACACUUGAACAUGGUUAAAAUGGUAAACUGUAUGUUAUUUAUAUUUAAUCCAAUUUUCAAAAGAUAAUUAGCUCAAGAAGACUUGUUACCAGGUGGGCAAGAGAGAUUGCUUAUAGUGCUUUGUGACUGUAGACACUAAAAACAAUUUGUCUUUCUAUUGAAACCCAAUGAUUAGAAACAUCUGAUGCUAAGGAGUAAUCUUUCCUACUCUUUAUUUUUGUACUUGGUGCCUCAGCUGUUAAGAGUCAAAUUGUAUUAGUUCAGCCCUGUAGCUGCACUUCAAAUGGUCACUUAAAAGGAAUUGCCUUCUAAGAGGUACAUAUUUAGGAGAUGCAGAUGUGUUGUGAGCUUAUUUUUCUUGGGUUGGUUUGUAAGCUGUAAAUGUCGUGUAACCUUGACAGAGCUAUUUUGAGGACCAGCAAAACAAGCCGUGCUAACAUGUCUUCCAAGUAAAGGUGUGUUGGCAUCAUCUGCAAAUUACAAAUAGCUUUCAAACCUAUAAUUCUACCCCAUUUGUCCUGUGGGUCCUCAUACUCAUUAUGUCUAAAGUGAACACCCUUGCCCAUCUUUUGUUUCCUCUGUGUUAGGGGGGCACACAAUCCAUCUAGUCGUGCACAGUUGAAACUCUGGGAUUGUCUUUGGCUCAUCCUCUCUUAUGUGUAUUUUGUGACACUUAUUACAAUAGUAAUUACAUAACUAUUUAUAGUGUUGUAACUCCACAAGAGCAGGGCUGUGACUGAAUUAUUUACUGAGGUAUCUACAUAAUAGCUGCUCAGUAAACCACUGUCCUAAUUGAGAUCCUCUUCAUCUUUUACCUAACCCAGGAUUUCUUUAACUUUACUAGCAUGUUGAGAGAAUUCUUACCGACCUUCUAGUGAAUGAGCCUACUAACAGAUUGUUUUUCUAGGGAAAAACAGAUUUCAUUGUAGGGAAUGAGCUACUAACAGAUUGUUUUUCCCCAGGCUUAAUUCUGAUCUUAUUCUGCUCUGAGUGGCUUCUCAUUUCGUUUUCAUUCAGCAGGGUGCUCAGCAGGUAUGUCAGCACCUUCCAUGUGCCAAGUACUGUUCUAGGUGCUGAGGGUGCAGCAGUGAGCAGAGUAGGCCAAGCCUUUUUGAGUAUGAGCUUACAUCCUAGUGGAGUAGCAGACAAUAAACAGAUGGAAGAUGUCCAGUGGUGACCAGUGCCAUGAAGAAAAGUAAAGCAGGAGCCAGCCUCUCUUAAUAGAGAUCUAAAUGAAGUGAGGGAGCAAUCCAUGAGGAUAUCUGAAGGCAGAGGGAACAGUAAGCACGGAGCCCUGAGGCAGGAGCACACUUGGUGUUUUGGGGAAACAGCAAGAAGCCAGAAUGAUAAGGGCAGAGUGACCAAGGAGAAAAGUGGAAGGACACGAGGUCAGAGAAGUAGCCACCCAGCCCAGCACAGUUCCUUGCAUGUGUAUGGUAUGGCUCAGUAAAUACGUUGUGAAUGAAUGAAUGAAACCAAUCAAUAAUUAUGUAUUUAUGAAUAAAAAAUCAGGGCAGGGUGUUAGAGGUAUACCUAAGGUAAUAGAAAGUUAGGAUGCAUAUUCCAUGGUUCAUGAAGACAGCACUGCGUUUUGCUUGCACUUUCCCCUUCGGUUUAGGAGAGAUGAUGAUAAUGGCCGGAGCCAGAAGACUAAUUCUGACUUGUUCUUGAAGGAAAUUCUGUUCUGCACACAGUGACAAUCAGAGGUUAGAAACUUGUCAGCGGAGCCGUGAGUCGAGCAGAGCUGCUCAGCUCUUGGUGGUUGUAAAACGUGCCUCUACCUCAUGUUUGAGAAAGCUUGUGUUUUCCGUGUAUAUGGCUUAGCAUUUUAAGUAAUCACGAUAUCUGAGGGGUAAUGGGAAUGCAGGAGCAGCAGGUGGUGGCUAGUUUUCUGUAGGAUUUAGGAAAGGACUGCUGAUUUAACUGAAUCUCUGAUUAUUCUAAGCUGCUCAUAGAAAUCCACCAGUCACUGCUGUCUCAGACGUCAGAGGGAGAAGCUUAAGCAUGUUCUGUUGUUGACAGCCAUUCUGGUUGACUUCUCUAAGACUGCCAGCUGUAUUCUUGAUAUUCAGAGUCCUGCAGAUGUGGCCCCUCUCUGCUAUUCUACCCUGCUUUCCCACAGUGUCCUCUUGCAUCAGCUGGCCAUCUCUCCAUGACUGUGUUCCCCCUCCUCUGGGCCUUUGCUCUAGUGUUCCUUUGGCUUGGAGUAUCUGCUCACAUCUGCCAAGCAGAGCCGUAUCCAUGCUUCAAGCUUUCUUCCAUAUUUUCUUCCUUUGCUUUCUUUCCUUUUUCUUUCUUCCCUUGCUUUCCCUUUCCCUUUCUCUUUCUCCUCUUUUCUUUUUUCUUUCUUCAGGGUCUUGCUCUUGCCCAGGCUGGUGCAGUGGUGCAAUCAUAGUUCAUUGUAACCUCGAAUUCCUGGGCUCAAGUGAUCUUCCCACCUCAGCUUUCUGAGUAGCUGGAACUACAGGUGUGUUGCCACCACACUCAGUUAAUUUAAAAAAAAAUUUUUUUUUUUUGGUAGAUACAGGGUCUUGCUUUGUUGCCCAGGCUGGUCUCGAACUCCUGGCCUCAGGCAAUCCUCCCACCUCGGCCUCACAAAGUGCUGUGUAGCCACUGUGCCCGGCCCCUUCAAAGUUUUCUUUUCUCAAAGGGACCCAUGCCCUCUUUCUUGUGCUCUGUCCUAUCACAGUGGGGGGUUGUGUGAAGUCCCAUCUCUCUGAAGACAGUCUUCUCAUAUCCCUCCAGGUGUAGUUCAUCUCCCCCUCUUCCACUGCACCUUAACCCCUCAUUACUUAGUGUUGUCAUUGGACUAAUAGCGUCAGCAUCACCUGGGUGGGGGCCUGUUCGAAGUGCAGAAUUUCAGGUCCCGCCCCAGACCUACUGAACUAGAAUCUGGUGCUUCUUACAUCCUGUGCACAUUAAAGUUUGAGAAGCAUUGCCGCCACACAUUGGUCCUACUCCCCUUACUGGUCUGAGCAGGAUGUAGAUGGUUCGAGUGUUUUUGUUCCCCUCUAGAUGUUGAACUCCUGAAUCGUGAGCCAUCUCUUACCUAGUAUAGUUCUUAGCAUGUUUCAAGCACUUAAAAGUAUUUACUGAAUUACCUUAACUAACCCCUGACCUUAUGUUUGAGAUGCUUCUUCAGUCAACAUACUAUAUAAGUGCAUUUACCUGUGCUUGGUGCUUGUAGGUGCAUGAGACACCCUGCUGUGAAUGGGAGUCAGCCUCUGUCUUUGGCAUUUAUAGAUGAGUGGGGAAGAUAGAUUAUGCAUCAAUUAUUAAUAAUUAUGAGAAAAGGCAGAGUCUGAUAAAUUCUGUAACUGCAUAGGCAUCACCAGAGGCCUAAGGGAACAUCAAAGGAGUAGCUGAUAUUUACAGUUCUGAGGGUUUGUGACUGUUGCAUGGAAAGGAUGGUAUUUAGUUGGUACAUUGCAAGAUGAAUAGGACUUUGACAGACAGGCACAGUGGAAAGAGGCAUUCCAGGCCAGGGGAGAGUGUUCAGAGGCCCAGGCAUGAAAGUACACCUACAGUGUUUCUUAAAUAAGUAAGACAUAGAGGAGCAAGGUGGAAGGUGGGAUUGGAGAGGUCGAUUGAGUACAGACUGUGUACUCCUUAAAUUUUCAUGGUGAGGAGUCUAGACUGCUAAGAAACACCUGCAAAUCAGUUGAAGUUGGUAUAGUUACAUGUUCAGUGGUUCCUGAGGACUCUGCCCACUUCUCUCCCUUCCUCUGCUCCCAUUCUACCUUGCUGGAUCUGAGUAGUAGGAAGUGGGGGGAGGGUUUAGAAGAAGUGGGAAGCAGCCUGAAUGUUUUAGCCAGCUGUUCAUAUGGGACUGGAGCCCCAAGUCCUUUUUUAGUGUCAGCUGGUCAGCUACUUCCUUCCUCACCCCCUUCCUGUGUCACUACCCAGUGGGGCACUCUAAAGCAGAGAGACCAAAACUCCAUCACAGAGUGUUCAAAGAGUGUGCUCUAAAAUGCUAUCGAAAACUGCAGACUGAGCCCAGUAUGUUUUAUUAUACUUGCCAUCAGUUUCUUAACCCCAAGAGUUUAUGAGGACUCAUCAUUUCUGCUUGUGGUAGUACUAUAUGAACCUGUGUCUCUCUGUCCGUAUUCUAGGCUGGCAGUCAGGCCAUCAGCAUUGAAGGUGAAAGAAUCCCCCUGACUUCCAUUUCCUUAUAUGCCAUCUUGUUAGAAACCCACAAAGUAGCUAGUGUGGUCUGUUUAUUUCUUCAGGACUGGGAAUGCACUGUUACCCUGGGAGUCAGGCCCUCCACAAAUUGACCCUAAGCCUCACCAUCUUUUUCUUGAGCUUUUUACUUCAGCCAACUGAAUUUUCAGAUGAGAUGAGAAGGUCAUGCUUUUCCACCUUUGAGCUCCCACUUUGACCAGCUCUGCCAGUCCUGAGCCAGAAGGUCAACAGUUAAAAAGAAGAGAUUGGGGACCACAAAUUCAGUGCCCACCGGAUUGUCUUAGCAGCCUCGAUCCCGUAUUUCCAUGCUAUGUUUACAAAUGACAUGAUGGAGUGCAAGCAGGAUGAGAUUGUAAUGCAAGGAAUGGACCCAAGUGCCCUGGAGGCUCUGAUCAACUUUGCCUACAACGGCAACCUUGCCAUUGACCAGCAAAAUGUCCAGUCAUUGCUGAUGGGGGCGAGCUUCCUGCAGCUGCAGAGCAUCAAAGACGCCUGCUGCACAUUCCUUCGAGAACGGCUUCACCCAAAAAACUGCCUGGGUGUGCGCCAGUUUGCUGAGACAAUGAUGUGUGCUGUGCUGUACGACGCUGCCAACAGCUUCAUCCACCAGCACUUUGUGGAGGUGUCCAUGUCAGAAGAGUUCCUGGCCCUGCCCUUGGAAGACGUGCUUGAGCUGGUGUCUCGGGAUGAGCUGAAUGUCAAAUCUGAGGAGCAGGUCUUUGAAGCUGCAUUGGCCUGGGUCAGAUACGACCGGGAGCAGAGGGGUCCCUACCUGCCUGAGCUGCUGUCCAAUAUCCGCCUGCCCCUCUGUCGGCCCCAGUUCCUUUCAGACAGAGUACAGCAGGAUGACCUGGUGCGUUGCUGCCACAAAUGCAGGGACCUGGUAGACGAAGCAAAGGACUACCACCUCAUGCCAGAGCGCCGGCCCCACCUGCCAGCUUUCAGAACCCGGCCACGCUGCUGCACAUCCAUCGCUGGACUUAUCUACGCUGUAGGGGGCCUCAACUCAGCAGCAAAUUUUUAUGCAGGUGAUUCCCUGAAUGUGGUGGAAGUGUUCGACCCCAUUGCCAAUUGCUGGGAGAGAUGCCGUCCCAUGACAACAGCCCGCAGCCGCGUUGGCGUGGCUGUGGUGAACGGGCUUCUCUAUGCCAUCGGAGGAUAUGACGGCCAGCUACGGCUGAGCACUGUGGAGGCCUACAACCCGGAGACAGACACAUGGACCAGAGUGGGGAGCAUGAAUAGCAAGAGAAGCUCUGUCUGUUUCAGUGCCAUGGGGACAGUCGUGCUGGAUGGGCAGAUCUACGUCUGUGGGGGCUACGAUGGCAACUCUUCCCUCAGCUCCGUGGAGACCUACUCACCUGAGACGGACAAAUGGACAGUGGUGACCUCGAUGAGCUCGAAUCGCAGUGCUGCUGGGGUUACAGUCUUUGAGGGCAGGAUAUAUGUGUCAGGCGGCCAUGAUGGUUUGCAGAUCUUCAGCAGUGUGGAACACUACAACCACCACACAGCCACCUGGCACCCUGCAGCUGGCAUGCUCAACAAGCGCUGCCGGCACGGAGCCGCCUCCCUGGGGAGCAAGAUGUUUGUCUGCGGGGGCUACGAUGGCUCUGGCUUCCUCAGCAUUGCCGAGAUGUACAGCUCUGUGGCAGACCAGUGGUGCCUGAUUGUCCCCAUGCACACGCGCAGGAGCCGGGUCUCCCUGGUGGCCAGCUGUGGGCGCCUCUACGCUGUUGGGGGCUACGACGGACAGUCAAACCUAAGCUCAGUGGAGAUGUAUGACCCAGAGACAGACUGCUGGACAUUCAUGGCCCCCAUGGCGUGCCAUGAGGGAGGGGUCGGUGUGGGCUGCAUCCCUCUCCUCACCAUCUAAGGCAGAGGAUGGGAUGUGGUGGGGCAGGGAUCUGGUACAGACAUAGGCGCUUCCUUCCAGGAACAGUCCCUCAGGAGAGGCAGUGGACCAGAAGAGAUGGCGAAACGUGAGCUCGCCGGAGGUACAGUUUUUCCAGGUGCUUAAGCCCUCCCCCACUGUGCCACCCUUGUGACCUUCAGGCUUGGGUCAUCAAGAUGCACAGCAUGGAACACAAGCUCCUCUGGAUCCUGCAGCUGGUGACAUGGAACUGUUUUCUGGUCCACAUGAACACAGGCUCCAUCCAGGCCCAGCUCCUACCCACCGCCUCUCUGUGGGCCAGCUGUUCACAGAAGGCCUUCCAUCUGAUGCUCCCCAUCGCCUGCUUGCUCUCCAGCCGAGUCUGGCCAAUUUGCCAUGGGGAGGCUGCAGUGUCCAAGCCUGCUGGAAACUGGGAUGUAGCUGGGGACGAAAGGACAGACCCAAGCGUUCUCCCUGCCUGAGAUGGUGUGGCCACAGCAGUGGAAGGCUGCACACAGGCACAUUCCUUCUUCCACAGUGGGGCACCAAGGAUUCUGUCCUCAUUGCUGGGUAAGCAGGGAGAAGAGAAGUUUUCCCCAUGUCUAAUUUUGGGAUUUCAGUGAGGCCUUUUGAUCUGUCCAGGAGAACAGAAGGGAAAAAAAGAUACUUGAAAGAAACUGAAGGAAAUUUAAACAAAGAAACACUUGAAAGAAACUGGAAAGAAAAAUAAUUUUUUUAUGUGAACAAAUUUUGCAAGAAGAAAAAAGCAUAAAAGACACUAACGGCAAAUCUAUGUUUAAAUGGAAAAUCGUCUAACUGGAGAAGGGCGGUAUCCACCCCACAUUCGGAUCCCAGGGUCCUGAGGCCUCGCAUUGAGCUGGGGGUUCCCUCUGAGCCCCAGUGUGUGUGGAAUCAGUGCACUCUUGACUGGGCCUGUAGUAAGGUGCUCAUGGGGUUUGUCUUCUCACCCACCAUCAGAGGACUUUUAAAAUCAUAGGCGUAGAGAGUUAGGCUAUCUGCUGAAUUACUGCCACUCUUCUUGGUGGGGGCUCCUAGCUGUGGCUGGGGGCUCCAGGCGCCCCUGUGAUUACCUCCUACUGCCACCAUGGCGCUCAUUCAGAUUCCCCACUCUCACUAACAUUGCUUCCUUUUUUGACCAGCAGGAAACAGCAGGUCUGGCCAGAUUCUCACUUGCCCAUCAAUCUCGUUCUUGGAUGAUUUCCCUCAUUGUGAUGCUUCUGGGGCACGUUGACCAUAUGCACCUCUAGAACCUAACCAGGGCUUCCUUCUACCAGCUGUGGGCGGGCUUGGUCUGGUAACCUUGUCUGCUCUGCCAUUCCACUGCUCCUCCAUCCACUCGCCAAUCCCAAGAGUCUGGCCUCCCUCCAGCCCUGGGCAGACUGACCAGCAAGGUGGACCUUUACAUUCAAGCACAGCUGGCUUUUAUGACAUAAAGAACUAAAGGCCGAAAGAAUCUCUUGCUGCUGCAAAGAACAGAUUUUAUAUUUCUUCCUCUAAUCUUGGCAAAUGACCUUUACCUUUUGGAAAGAUUUCAUAUUGCUUCCUCCUCCCUGGAUAGGACCUAAUGUAGCACAGCGGGACUCAAAGAGGAGGACAUUUUCUCUUGCCAGUGCACUGGGCAGUGGGGCUGUCCUUCAACUGCUGCUGCCAAAAUUGGUUUUCUAAAAUUCUUCCAGUAGAGACUAAAAGAAGAUUCAAUUCCUGUAACCCAAGACUGAGUCUUAGGGCUCCAGUCUCCACCUGCUUGGUUUCCUAUCCUUUGCUGCCUGCCUGGGGUGGCCUGGAAGCCUGUUCAGAAAGGCACAAUGUGGAGCCUGGGGUGUCUCCCCCACCCCAGGACCGUCAGGUUUACCAGUGUGUGCAAUCGCCAUGUAUUCAGAGGGAAGUACCUUUGUUACCUACAACUUAGGAGCUAGGCCUCUGCUACAAGCACUUGAAAAUGAUAUUUUUAUUUUUAACGUCUCAACAAUCUGAUAUCGGAUGUCGUUUAACCUGGGCUCGUGGUAGGGCUCCAGCAUUUCUCCCUCCUUCCUGGUUUGCCUGUAGGGGUAGACUCGGAAGGUGGGUGGGGUGUGCAUUUCCUGUUAGGAGUGUAUCAGUGCUUGUCUUAUUAUAAGCCCCUUUCUUUUGUGAAUUUGAAGUAGCACCAACAAGCCUGGAUUGUGAAGGUAUUAAGAAUCGGUCUGUGGGCUACUGAGUGGGUCCUUAGGAUACUGGCCCAGAUUUUGCCACUGGGUAUGGCAGAUCAUUUUCUACCAUGGCCUGCUGCUCUUGUAGUGGACUUCCUGAGUCCAAUCCCACCUCCUGGUGUAGAAUUUACACUGCUGCACCUGAGGUCGAUGUUUCAAAGUAAGAUCAAGCCAGUGUUUUGAUCUGGGCUCUGAGCACAAGUCAGGAAACACCAACAUAUUCACACUCUCCCAGUAGGUUCCUCAGUCCGAUGGUGAAUGGCUAUUCGUAAAUGGCUGGUCUGGCUCUUUGGUGUUGGAGCCUUUCCAAUAGCCCCAUGAAAAGAAGCAUCACCCAAGGAUAUUGUAAAAAGGAUGUAACAAGGAGAUAGGGUAGACAUUGUACUCAGUGGGCCUUGGGGCCUAGCCCAGCUCUGAGCAGAGGACUGUGGCAUUCACUGUCCUUGAGUGUUUCACCUUCUUGGAUAACACACGGGCCUUCUCUUCUGGAUUUCAUCAGAGAUUACAGCCAGAUGGGGGCUGAAGACCAUCCUCUUGACCACAGAGGUGUGACUGUGGGAAUUCCUCCCAAUUUAUGGUUUCCCAGAAAAUCUUAGUUCCUUUUAUUUAUAGAAUGCAUGUCUUUUGUGUUAAGAAACCAAAGAGAAAUAAAGAGAACACUCCUAAUA
Homo sapiens (human) is the source of this 8932-nucleotide messenger RNA. It is a transcript of the gene KLHL18, whose product is annotated as kelch like family member 18. The record is from RefSeq and is a predicted model, not a curated record. NCBI's taxonomy places the organism in Eukaryota, Metazoa, Chordata, Mammalia, Primates, Hominidae. Bases 4498 to 6057 code for a protein of 519 amino acids. Gene Ontology annotation, biological process: protein ubiquitination. The transcript is spliced from 10 exons.